AUGCAGAAUGGUCGGGAGAGGCGGUACACGAAGGUCGGGUGUGGCGAUGCAGAGAGGUCAGGAGAAGCGGUGCAGGGAGGUUGGGAGAGGACGUACAUGGAGGUCGGGUGUGGCGAUGCAGAGAGGUUGAGAGAGGCAGUGCAGGAAGGUCGGAAGAGGCGGUGCACGGAGGUUGGGUGUGAUGGAGCAGGGAGGUCAGGUGAGGCUGUACUUAGAGGUUGGGUGUGGCGGUGGAGGGAGAUCGAGAGAGGUGGUGCAGGGAGGAUGGGAGAGGCAGCGCAGGGAGGUUGGGAGAGGCGGUGCAGGAAGGGAGGACGGGAGAGGCAGCACAGGGAGGUUGCGAGAGGCGGUGCAGGAAGGUCGGGUGAGGUGGUGCAGGAAGGUCGCGAUAGGCGAUGCAGAAUGGUCGAGAGAGGCGGUACACGAAGGUCGGGUGUGGCGAUGCAGAGAGGUCGUGAGAAGCGGUGCAGGGAGGUUGGGAGAGACGUGCACGAGGUUGGGUGUGGCGGUGCAGAGAGGUCGAGAGAAGCAGUACAGGAAGGUUGGAAGAGGCAGUAUAGAAAGGUCGGGUGUUGCGGUGCAGGAAGAUUGGAAGAGGUGGUGCAAUGA
Molecule: messenger RNA, 609 nt
Organism: Saccoglossus kowalevskii
Lineage: Eukaryota; Metazoa; Hemichordata; Enteropneusta; Harrimaniidae
Product: octapeptide-repeat protein T2-like
Source: RefSeq, a predicted model, not a curated record